Messenger RNA from Thyridium curvatum, 4809 nucleotides. RefSeq lists its product as uncharacterized. Lineage: Eukaryota; Fungi; Ascomycota; Sordariomycetes; Thyridiales; Thyridiaceae. The record is from RefSeq and is a predicted model, not a curated record. The transcript is spliced from 6 exons. Gene Ontology annotation, biological process: retrograde transport, endosome to Golgi; intracellular protein transport; phosphorylation. Gene Ontology annotation, cellular component: Golgi membrane; Ric1-Rgp1 guanyl-nucleotide exchange factor complex; cytosol. Bases 1 to 4809 code for a protein of 1602 amino acids. Gene Ontology annotation, molecular function: phosphotransferase activity, carboxyl group as acceptor; kinase activity; protein binding.
AUGUACUGGCCGGUCGGCACUCCUCGAGUCUACGCCACCAGCAGCAGUAGCCAGUCGCCCUCUUUCAGCCUCGUUGUCUCGUCGGAUGGCUUGCCGCCGCCGCAGCCCUCGCCGCCACCUGUGUCGUCGUCGAACGGAAUUGGCCACGAGAGACGGCCGUCGUUGCUAGCUGCUGACUCGGCGUCGAGCUUGGGUCCUCCGAGCUCAACCUCUCCCGCCACGCCCCUGACCCCGACCACACCUCUGACGCCGGGCAUAAAACCCGUGGAAGAUGACUACACGGAAGCUCAGGGCCACGAGCGGCCCUCCGGCCCGCGAACGGCCACGAUACCCCUGAAGGAGCCGGUGCUGGCGCUCAAGGUAGCCAGGGCCGGUCAGCUCUUCGCCACGAUCACCUCGACCUCUAUGACGAUAUGGCAAGUCAAGCCCACGGUGAUCCUCGCGGUUGUGGUCCGCUCCGAGGCUUCUCUCCGAUCUUAUGGUGCCAACGUCGACCUCCUCCUUCGCCCCGACUCGGCCAUCCUGGUCGUACAUACGAGCUCGGGCUUCCUCAUCACGUACACACUAGCGACCGACGCAGAGUCGCGGGUCUACAAGCCGCAUUUCAGCAGCCACACAAACGUCCAGCGGCGAAGACAGAACCACUGGGGCGACCCUGGACAUGCGGCGCCAGACCAGAUCAUGUGGGGACCUGGAGAGGGCGCUGGCGUGCGCGACGUGAGCGUGCGCUUCAGGAUGGUGAUCAAGGUUGACGCAGGGAUCGAGAGCGCGUUGGCAUUGGACGAUGAGCUGGUCGUCGCUACCCACAAGCCUGCCGCCGUCCAGUGUAUCAGGUGGACACCCGACAGCUCGGGCAGCCAGACCAGCACCGAGCUUCUGAGCCGAAUGAGCUGGCUGGACAAGAAGGUAGUGAUCACAUCCAUGACGCACGAUAGGCCAAUGAACCUAUCGGCAUGGAUUACCAACGAUGGAAGGGCAUACGCCGUCCAGCGGACUCCCAAGGGCCAGCCUACGGGCGAGAAUGGGGAGACUGACCCCAAGAAGCUCUUCAAGGGUUACUGCUUCCACACGCCUGAAGGCGAAAAUGACCGCGCCGAGCGGGCAGUAAUCAAUGCCCGGUUCUCGCUCAUUGCCGUCAGCCUCGCCGACGGAAGCAUACAGGUAUAUUCAGCAAGAGACUACGUGGGCAACAUCCCGGCGUCGCAUGUUCAUAAACUGCCAGUCUCGCAGAGCAAAUCGGGCCGGUUGACCACAAUGAGCUACUCUCCGGACGGCUAUUGCCUCUUUGCUGGGUUCGAGAACGGCUGGGCGACGUGGAGUGUGUAUGGCAAACCGCUCAGCCAUAGCUUCAAUGCGGACCAAGCCAUCUCGGGCAGCAACCAAGAAGAGUGGAUCAAGGGCAUCAAAGAAGCUGCUUGGAUAGGCGGCGCCUGCGAGAUGCUGCUGGUAGCGAAACAGCACGAGGCUAUAUGGCUGCUGGAGAUGGCACGCAGUGCAGUGACUGGAUGCUACAGCUCGGCCAACCUGUUCCGGACGGUGUUGCAGACAGAAUCGAGCGUUAUGAUAUACCGGGGCUACGACUUGCCGGAUCUCACAUCUAUCUCGGCUGAGCCUUUCCUAUGGCACACAACCAGGAUGCCUUCCACCUACCUCAUGAACCAAUGGCCCAUUCGCUGUGCCGUUAUCUCCCCCGAUGGCCGAUAUGUAGCCAUCGCCGGCAGGAGAGGCCUCGCGCAUUACAGCGUCAACAGCGGGCGCUGGAAGACUUUUGGUAAUGAAAUCCAGGAGAACGAGUUCCAGGUGCGAGGCGGCAUGUGCUGGUACCAGAAUAUCCUGGUCGCAGCCGUCGAGGCCAACAGAACCUUUGAGCUGCGUUUGUUCUCUAGAGAAGCGGCCCUGGACACCUCAAACAUAGCAUAUACCCACCAGAUGCCCGCGCCGGUGGUCAUGAUCACACCGUCGGGCGAGGACUCUCUACUCGUCUACACAUACGACAAUCUCCUCUACCACUUCAUCUUCGCUCCCGUCGCGGGAGCCAUCCGGUUGAUCCAGGUGGGCCACAUCGCUUUCCACGGCAUAGUCCGCUCGCCUGCAAGGGUGCGAGGUCUGAGCUGGAUCCUGCCCGAGAGCCAGCUGGCCGACGGCGACCCAUCACAGGACGUGGCUGUAGCGUCCGUGUUGUUCCUGGUCGAUGGCAAGUUAGUCCUGCUGCGGCCUUCGGUCAACGAAGAGGGACAGCUCAAAUACGACAUGCGCGUCAUUGCCCAGAGCGUCGAGUAUUACGCUUGCAUGAGGGAUCAGCCUUUCUUGAGCGGCCCUCUACAGCUGGAAAGCGCUUCCCCGGGAGGCCAAGACAAAGGCCUUCAGAACUCGCUCUGGAUGCUCGACGGCGGCGAACUCAAAGCCUGGACGGACGUGUCUGAUGUCCUGCAGACAGUCUCGGGCGGUGAGCUACCACCAACCGUGUCCAUCCCUAUAGAUUACUACCCACUCUCCUUUUUACUAGGCAAGGGGAUUGUCCUGGGCGUGGAGCCUGAUCUAGUGCAGAGGCGCGACAUCAGCUUCUCCUUCUUCCGCUUUGCUAUCAGGACACACCUCUUCCUACCCGAGGUCCUACGCUUCUACCUCACGCGCAACCGCGCGCUGGACGCGCUGAACCUGGCCCAGCAGUACCAGGGUCUCGCCUACUUUGCGCACGCCCUCGAGAUCCUCCUCCACCAGGUCCUGGACGAGGAGGUCGACUCGGCGCCGGCGCCGGAGGACGCCAUCCUGCCCCGCGUGCUGUCGCUGCUCUCCUCCUUCAAGAGCUACCUCGACAUCGUGGUGCAGUGCACGCGCAAGACCGAGGUGCGCUCCUGGCGCACGCUCUUCGCCUACCUGCCGCCCGCGCAGGAGCUCUUCGAGGAGUCGCUGCUCAAGGGCCACCUCAAGACGGCGGGCGGCUACCUGCUCAUCCUGCACACGUUUGACGACGAGCUGGCGACGACGACGGCGACGACGACGAGCUCGGCGGCGAGCGAGCAGAGCGUCCGCUUGCUGAGCCGGGCCAUGCGCGAGGGGGACUGGGAGCUGUGCCGCGAGCUGGCGCGGUUCCUGGCGGCGCUGGACGACAGCGGGGAUACGCUCCGGGAGGCGCUGGAGAUGGCGCGGGAGAGGGCGGCGGAGGGGAGCGGCGGCGGCGGCGAGGCUGGGGCUACGGGGUUGGGGCUGGGGCUCGGGCUGGCGGCGGCGAGGCUGGAGGUGCCGAUGCACGGCGGGGGCCGGCGGAGCGGCAGCGGGAGUAGUGGGGGUACGACGGAGGAGUCUGGGAGCGAGGCGGGGAGUUUUGACUCUGGGACUCCGCCAAAACCCCACGAUCAUAUCAUCAUCAUCACCACCCGUACUCCAUACAGUGCACACACAGCCCUCGAGAGGACUGGCUCAGAGACACUCCGGGCAACAGAGGCUUACUCAUCACCCAACCCCCGUACACACCCGCAAGACCCCCCCAGCUGUAACAACAGUCCGCGUAGACCGCAAGCAGGCAUGAAGGUCAUCCUCUCCGUCAACGCCGGGUCCUCCUCCGUCAAGAUCUCGGUCUACACGGCCGACAGGGCCGGCGCGGCGCCCGAGAAGCUCGCCGAGGCCCAGGUCAGCGGCCUCACGGCGCCGCCGCCCACCCUCGACUACACGCGCGGCGGCCGGCGCGUCUACAGGGACCACCGGGUCGAGGCGGCGAUCGGGUCGCAGCAGGACGCCUUCUCGGUGCUGCUCGACACGCUGGUCGGCGACCCGGAGCUCGCGCAGCUGUCGUCGCGCGCCGACGUCGCCAUCGUCGCGCACCGCAUCGUCCACGGCGGCGACUACACCGAGCACAAGGUCAUCGGCGACGAGACGUACCACCACCUCGAGGUGCUCAACGACCUCGCGCCGCUGCACAACACCAAGUCGCUCGAGAUCGUCCGGGGCUGCGUCGAGGCGCUCCCCUCCGCCGUCAACGUCGCCUACUUCGACUCGCAGUUCCACGCCACCAUCCCGCGCCACAUCAGCACGUACCCGAUCGACCCGGCCGUCGCCGAGAAGAACAUGCUGCGCAAGUACGGCUUCCACGGCAUCAGCUACGCCUUCAUCGCGCGCAGCGUCGCGGCGCACCUCGGCCAGAGCCCGGCCGAGACCAACAUCAUCGCGCUGCACCUCGGCAGCGGGGCGAGCGCCUGCGCCAUCAAGGCCGGCAAGAGCUGGGACACGAGCAUGGGGCUGACGCCGCUGGCCGGCCUGCCGGGCGCCACGCGCAGCGGGAGCGUGGACCCGAGGCGCAGACCGGGCGAUGAACAUCUCGUCUUCCACUACGCCUCGGACGUGGGCAAGCUCUCCCCGGAGUCGACGAGGGACCUGCACAUCUCGCGCGCCGAGGAGAUCCUCAACAAGGAGGCCGGCUGGAAGGCCCUGACGGGCACCACCAACUUCGGCGAGAUCGCGGCGCCCGGCGCGCCCGCCACGCACCGCCUCGCCUUCGACCUCUUCGUCGACCGCGUCUGCGCCUUCGUCGGCUCCUACUACGUCAGCCUCGCGGGCCGGUGCGACGCGCUCGUCUUCGCCGGCGGCAUCGGCGAGCGGAGCGACCGGCUGCGGGCCGCCGUCGCGGAGCAGUGCGCGUGCCUCGGCUUCGGGGUCGACGGCGCGGCCAACGCUGGCCUCAGGUUCGAGGCGGGCGAGGUGGUCAAGGACAUCACGGCGCCCGGCGCCCGGCACAGGGUGCUCGUGUGCGCUACGGACGAGCAGUUUGAGAUGGCGAGGGGAUGUGCCGAGGACGAGCAGCUGUGGAAGUGA